Messenger RNA from Arachis stenosperma, 758 nucleotides. RefSeq names its product cold and drought-regulated protein CORA-like. The record is from RefSeq and is a predicted model, not a curated record. Lineage: Eukaryota; Viridiplantae; Streptophyta; Magnoliopsida; Fabales; Fabaceae. The transcript has 2 exons. The coding region runs from base 70 to 471 and encodes 133 amino acids.
CUAUUUUUCUCAUCCUUCACUACUGAACACAUAAUACAACUUAAUUAAUUUGAAUUCUAGUACUGAAAAAUGGGUUCAAGAGUAGCAAUACUCAUGCUUGGCCUCUUGGCCAUUGUUCUUAUCUCUUCAGAAGUGGCUGCUAGAGACUUACCCGAGGCUUCACCUAACAAGGAUGAAGCUGGUACAGAGGCAAAUGAAGUGGGUGAGGCCAAGUAUGGAUACGGUGGUGGUAACUAUGGCCACGGUGGUGGUAACUAUGGCCACGGCGGUGGAAGCUAUGGCCAUGGUGGGGGAGGAUAUGGCCACGGUGGCGGAGGAUACGGCCACGGUGGCGGAGGAUACGGUCACGGUGGAGGAGGACACGGAGGAGGAGGAUAUUGCCGUUACGGUUGCUGCGGCAGCGGAUACGGUGGGCGGUGCAAGUGCUGCUCUUACGCCGGUGAAGCUGCUGAAGCUGAACCUCACAACUAAGCGAGUGUUUAUUACAUAUUAUGCUUCAAUAAUAUGUAAUAAAUAAUUAUUAUUAUAAUGGCAUUUCAGUGAAUAAAUGAAGCUCGUGAGAUGAGAGAGAGACAUAUACAUGUAGAGAAAGAGAGAAAUAGUAGAUAGGACUAAAGGCUAUUUUUGUCUUUUUCCCUAAAUGCUAUGAUCGAUCUUUCUCAUGAUCUUAGCUUGCCUUACUCUCUCCACGAGUGGAAUGUUUUGAAUGUAUGUAUAUGCAUCCUAUGUUUCUGUCAUAAUGAAAAUAGUAACCAAAG